Pteronotus mesoamericanus is the source of this 3437-nucleotide messenger RNA. It is a transcript of the gene WNT9A, whose product is annotated as Wnt family member 9A. Gene Ontology annotation, molecular function: cytokine activity; frizzled binding. The record is from RefSeq and is a predicted model, not a curated record. Gene Ontology annotation, biological process: neuron differentiation; multicellular organism development; cell fate commitment. Lineage: Eukaryota; Metazoa; Chordata; Mammalia; Chiroptera; Mormoopidae. The coding region runs from base 81 to 1175 and encodes 364 amino acids. The transcript is spliced from 4 exons. Gene Ontology annotation, cellular component: extracellular region.
GGCGCUAUAAGAGGGCGGCGGCCGCGGGGCGCCCUGCGCGGGGCCAGGAGCGCGAUGGUCAGCCGCCGUGGCGCGGCAAGAUGCUGGAUGGGCCCCUGCUGGCGCGCUGGCUGGCCGUGGCCUUCGCGCUGACGCUGCUACUUGCCGCGCUGCGCCCCUCGGCCGCCUACUUCGGGCUGACCGGCAGCGAGCCCCUGACCAUCCUCCCGCUGACCCUGGAGCCUGAGGCUGCCGCGCAGGCGCACUACAAGGCCUGUGAUCGCCUGAAGCUGGAGCGGAAGCAGAGGCGCAUGUGCCGCCGGGACCCGGGCGUGGCCGAGACUCUGGUGGAGGCGGUCAGCAUGAGCGCCCUGGAGUGUCAGUACCAGUUCCGCUUCGAGCGCUGGAACUGCACCCUGGAAGGCCGCUACCGGGCCAGCCUGCUCAAGCGAGGCUUCAAGGAGACGGCUUUCCUCUACGCCAUCUCCUCAGCCGGCCUCACGCACGCGCUGGCCAAGGCCUGCAGCGCAGGCCGCAUGGAGCGCUGCACCUGUGACGAGGCGCCUGACCUGGAGAACCGCGAGGCCUGGCAGUGGGGCGGCUGCGGGGACAACCUCAAGUACAGCAGCAAGUUCGUCAAGGAGUUUCUGGGCCGGCGGUCGAGCAAAGACCUGCGUGCCCGCGUGGACUUCCACAACAACCUCGUGGGUGUGAAGGUGAUCAAGGCCGGGGUGGAAACCACAUGCAAGUGCCACGGUGUGUCAGGCUCCUGUACCGUGCGGACGUGCUGGCGACAGCUGGCACCCUUCCACGAGGUGGGCAAGCGCCUAAAGUACAAGUACGAGACGGCACUCAAGGUGGGCAGCACCACCAACGAGGCUGCGGGCGAGGCGGGCGCCAUCUCUCCGCCCAGGGGCCGGGCCUUGGGCACAGGCGGCGACCCGCUGCCCCGCACGCCGGAGCUGGUACACUUGGACGACUCGCCCAGCUUCUGCCUGGCUGGCCGCUUCUCCCCAGGCACUGCCGGGCGCAGGUGCCACCGCGAGAAGAACUGCGAGAGCAUCUGCUGUGGACGUGGCCAUAACACGCAGAGCCGGGUGGUGACACGGCCCUGCCAGUGCCAGGUGCGCUGGUGCUGCUACGUGGAGUGCCGGCAGUGCACGCAGCGGGAGGAGGUCUACACCUGCAAGGGCUAGCGCCGCCGGCCAGGCUGCCCGGGGGGUGUGGGCAGCGAGUGCAGCGGGGGCGCCUGCCCUUGCAGGCUGAGCCCCAGGCUGGGUGCCCCCAGCACAUUGGGGCAGGAGGAGGCGGCGGCAGGAGCCUGGGGCAGGCUGGGGAGCUGUCUCCGCCUCUCUGUCUCCCCUCAGAGGCCUGGUCUGACCUCUGCGUACCCUCUGCUUGUCCCGCCCAGGGACCUGACAGCAUUGCACUGAUGCUUUCCAGGCUGUGUCUGUCCCUAGACUCCAGUUCCUGGGUCACAGCGCCCCGCAACGCUUGGGCUCCCUCUGAGGCGCGCGGUGCACCUGCACGACCACCCAGGGCCUCGGCAGCAGCCUGUGGGCUGCCCUCCACCAGCUCUGGUGAGAGCCAAACCACUAGGAGAGGGGCAGCCAGCCACCCAGGUGUGGGGGCGCCGUCGCCCCGCCGUCCAGCAUCAAAUACUUCUCUUUGGAGUGAUAACAGUGACUUUAAGUUAUUUUUAUUUAAUAUAUAAUAAUUAUUUUCUCUGCCCCCUCUAUGUCCCAGGCUGUGGCUCUUCCAGUCUGGAGGGGCCCCUCCCUUGCUCCACGACCCCGACUCCCAGACUUCUUUGCCUGAUCUGCUUUGUGUUUGAAACCACUAAGUCCAGAGAGACGUUGCUGUUGUUGUUCUAAAUUAAAGUAAGCUGUGUCUGGCCGCCUCCCUCAGGGCUUCCAAAAGUCAGGUCCAGGUCGCUGCCCCGGGGGCCGCCCUGGGAAAGGUGCCUGUGGGCACGCGGCCCUGCACCCCAGCUUCCAUUGCAGAUUCUGGGGCCGGGAGUGGCAGAGGCUGGCCUGCCCCUGUCUCUGUGGCAAGGGCUGUGUGUGGGCAGAAGGGCAGGGCCAGCCCCUUGGAGCAUUUAUGUCACAAGAAAGGCUUUGCUUGCUCUGUGUUCCUGUGGAGGAGGCAGGGUGGGAAGGGAUGUGAUGGAGUCUGGGGCUAGGAUUUGGCAGACGGAAGGCUGUUCCUUGGCCAUCCUCUUGUCUUUGACGGAAGGGGAAAAGAACGGUCUACAUGGACCUGGUUUGGUCUUGGUGUGUGGUAUAUGUACAUGCAUGUGCAGUGUGUGCACAUGAGUUGUGUGUGAGAGCAUGUGUGAUGUGUAUGCAUGCACGAGCGCACAUGCAUGUGUGUGAGCACACGCACACAUCUAUGGUGGGUGCAUGUGUGUGCAUGAGUGGACAUGCAUAUGUUUGUGGGUGUGCGCGUGUGCGCAUGGGUGCAUGCAUCUAAGCACACAUGUGCUGUGUGCAUGUGUUCGCACGUGGGAGCACAGGUGGUGUGUGCAUGCAUGCAUAUGUGUGAGCAUGUGCUUGUGCGUGUGUGUGUGUUGGUGUGGUCUGUGGGGGCCGGGAUGUGGCCUCCACCCUGUGCCCUCCCUUAGCAUGGGCCUCUCCUUCCCACAUUGACGUGAAUGGCAGUCUUGGCUCUGGAGCCUCUGCCCUGGGCCCGUCCUGCUUGACUGGGUGGCUGUGCUCUGAGGGUGCAGGCAGUGUGGAGGCGGGAACUACUGAGCUAGGGUGUUCCUCAGAGUCACGGGGGGCUCCAGGAACCCCAGGGAACUGUGUUUUUAAAAGAAAACCUAUUUAUGUUGAUGUGGGUCUUUUAGUCCCUGUUUUAUAGUGUAAAUAGUAAAGUUUAUUCUCCUGUGGUUCAGAGGACGCCCCGUGAAUAGCUGUGCUGUGGAGGCGCAUCCUGGAAGGGAGCCAGGCAGACUCUGCGGUGGCAGGAGACGCGGGCCUGCCCCUCGCUCCCCGCAGGCCUGGCUGGACAGGGCGGGGGGCGGUGAGCGAGGGUGCAGCCUGGCUGUCCCCGUGGAUCCCCACCGGCCGGGGCCCAAAGCGGGUGGGGCGUCACGCUCCCGUGAUAAGACUAGCCAGUCACUACUGGGUCCGGAAAGGUGGCAAGUCAGAGGAAGGGGUUUUUUUGGUUUGUUUUUUUAUUUUUAAUUAAAUACCACAUUUAGCUAUAUGGCAUAAAUAAUAAGAAAAGUAUUUUUUUAAACAAGGCAGACUGAAAAUGUCUGCUGGCUGGUUUGUUUAUAUAUAAAUAUAUAUCAGAAUGUCUUGCUAAGUGAAGAAACAACUCCCACUGACGGAGCCUCUCCUGAACGUGCUUCUCUUUCAUGUGGCAGAGGAUCUCUGAAGAAACGUGUCGGUAGUGGGGCCCGAGCCCGGCCUAAGCCUCGCGAGGGGCCGCGGGGGGCGGGCCGCCGCGCG